AUGCAGUAUGAUUCCGAUGAACUUAACGCCACCGGCACCGUCACCGACAUCGCCACCAUCAGCGCUGCGAAGCCCUUCCUCGUCGUCUUGCCUGACGCCACAUGCCCCAUCACCACUGUCGCUGCUAUGAAGUUCUUCCUCACCUUCUCACCUGACGCCACCGUCACAUCAUCACCGACGUCGCCACUGUCACUACCACCAACAGACUCGAGAUCAUCAGCUAUUCAUCCCUCUCCACAUAGAUUGAGCUUGUGGCGGAAAAAAGCUAGAGUUCUUGAUCUCAGAGCCACAGAAAGAGGAGAGGGCAAGGGAAGUACUCAGACCCAUCACUUUCUCAGGAGAAGGAAAAAGGUUAAAGCUUUGAUGCUCCGCGAUGGAGUUUGGAGCUUUGAUCUCGACUUCGUUGGUGGCGGUGGCGGUUAUGUCGGCGACAGUGCUUCUGGUGAGACGGCAAGGAGUGAUCACAUUUCAUCCAUUUUGUCGGAAAAGCCUGAUCGGGUUCUUAGGUGUAGACAUGUGUCUAUCGCAGAGCCUCCUCCACAAAUCAUAGGCCUUUUAAGAGAAGCUGGGUUCUAUCAUGCGGCUCAAAUUCUUAAUUUCCGAAUUGAUGCCGCUCUUGUGAGCGCAUUAGUGGAGAGAUGGCGGACUGAAACACACACAUUCCACCUUACAUGCGGUGAGACAACAAUCACGUUGGAAGAUGUGGCACUAUUACUUGGCUUACCGAUUAACGGCCACGAAGUCAUCGGUCAGACUUCCGGCUUAGGAAGUGCUGUCUGUGCAGAGUUGCUCGGAGUGGUCCCACCGGCGGAGCAAAGGAAAGGUCAGAGUAUAACUCUAACGUGGCUUGAGGAAACAUUUGGCAUGCUGUCAUACGAUGCAGGUCAACGACAGAUAGAAUGUUAUGCACGUGCCUAUAUCCUAAGGCUUAUCGGUUGUGUCCUCAUGCCAGAUAUGUCUCAGAAUAGGGUUCAUCUGAAGUGGUUACCACUUCUGAGGGAUUUUACAGAAGCAGGAAGAUACAGUUGGGGUUCAGCAUGUCUAGCAACCCUGUACAGGUCUUUAUGCCGUGCAUCCAACAAGGAUAUGAAAAAUAUCAGUGGAUAUAUGAUAUUACUUCAAUCAUGGUCAUGGUAUAGGAUUUCAAGUAUAUCCCCUCGAACCCGCGGUAUUGUAUCCUUUCCUCUGGCUCGUAGGUGA
Messenger RNA from Dioscorea cayenensis subsp. rotundata (Guinea yam), 1200 nucleotides. RefSeq names its product protein MAIN-LIKE 2-like. Lineage: Eukaryota; Viridiplantae; Streptophyta; Magnoliopsida; Dioscoreales; Dioscoreaceae. The coding region runs from base 1 to 1200 and encodes 399 amino acids. The transcript has 6 exons. Gene Ontology annotation, biological process: meristem development; meristem maintenance. The record is from RefSeq and is a predicted model, not a curated record.